GGCGUCAGAAGAUUGUGCAAUAUCUUUCCUAACUGCCUAGUUAGGGUUUACCCUAACGUGUGGGCGUGUUUGGUCAUAUGACAACAACGGACUUUGACAAAAUGAUUACAUCCGUGUCAGCGUAUUUUACCUUUCCCUUGUGAUAAUGACCACAUCCCUUAUAUAGAAAAAAUAGUCUUGGGUAAAAACAGACGCAACACCUAACAGAGAAUGUCUGAAAAACAACCACUGAGUUCUAGUUCGCAACCAAACUACUCUGGAGGGUACCCUGGAGGGGCUCCUCCUGGUGGAGCUCCACAAUAUCCAGGAGGAGGUUAUCCUGCCCCUCAAGGGGCAUAUCAAGGGGGACAACCACCACCACAGGGUGCAUACCAGGGUGCACCACCUCCACAAGGCCCUGCACCUGGAUACCCAGGAGGACAGCCAACCCAGGGCUAUCCUCAGCCUGGUGCACCCCAGGGAGGUUACCCAAGUGCCCCACCAGCAGGGGCAUAUCCAGGAGGUGGGGUCCCUCCAGCAGGGGCAUAUCCAGGGAGUGGGGCCCCUCCAGCAGGGGCAUACCCAGGAGGUGGGGCCCCUCCAGCAGGGGCAUACCCAGGGGGUGGGGCCCCUCCAGCAGGGGCAUACCCAGGGGGUGGGGCCCCUCCAGCAGGAGGUCCUGGAGCUCCAGCCCAGGGUGGAGCACCACCCCAGUACCAGGGAGAGAUGCCCGGGGAUGACGUAGAUGAUAACCCCAACGCUGUCCCACAGCAGGCCACAGCCCCACCACUGGAGAAAAUGGAUAAUAUCGGUGGAUAUUCUAAUGUCGGAUUCGGUGGAGCUAUGCUGCCCCCUCCAUCAUAUGAUGAGGCAAUGAAAGGACCACCUCCAGAUCGACAAAAUAUUUCAAAUGUUCCUACCAUCACCGAACAAGACGCAAGGGAAGCCCUCCUCAAACAUGUAGCAGAAAACUGUUGCUAUGGUAAAGGAGCCGCGGAAGAUUUGAAAUAUUUGGAUCUCAAGUCAACAAGUGCAUUUCAUUACACAUUGGAAACUUUUGGAGAAGGUAGACAGACAGCAUGGGCAUAUGAGCCAUAUACAGGCCAAGUAAUUGAUGGUCCUAUGAAUGGCCAGGCCCCAGGUCCUUGGGACAUUCCUGCCCAAGCCAGUGCCCUGUUCCAAAACCAGAAGAUUGACCUUGAGGUCCCUCAUACAGCUUCUGUCAAGCCCUGUCACACCUGCUUUUCGUCUGGAUUUAUCCGCUGUCACCGGUGUAUGGGAAGGGGUAGAGUGAGGUGUACCUGGUGUCAUGGAAGUGGACAUCGGACCGUGCACAGAGGCGGGGAUAGCCACAGAGAGAGGUGUACUUGGUGUCAUGGUAACGGCAGACGCAGAUGUGAUACUUGCUGUGGUUGUGGUUCCGUGACCUGUACUUCCUGUGCUGGCUACAGGCAACUCAAGUGCUACAUCAAGCUCACCAUCCUUUGGACUAACCAUACUGUGGACCACAUCGUUGAGAGGACUCCUCUUCCAGACCAUCUUAUUAGAGGAGUGUCUGGACAAACAGCAUUUGAGGAAACCUACCCACGGGUCUGGCCUAUCCAGCACUUCCCCGAUGCUGAGGUAAACGAUGCAUCCCGGAAUCUGAUACAACAACAGCAAUAUCCAACAGAGAGGAUCCUACAACAGAGACACCGGGUGAGAAUUGUACCUGUGACACAGUGUAUGUACAAGUGGAAGAACGAGGAGUCAGAUUACUUUGUGUAUGGGUUUGAACACAAGGUGUAUGCUCCCAACUACCCACAGCAAUGUUGCUGUGGCUGUUCCAUCCUCUGAACACACCCGUACAUCUUAAAAAUUAUGCUACUGUGGUUUUCCAUCUUCAGAACACCCCUGCAUGUCUUAAAACACCGUUGGCUGUUCCUUUUAACCAAUGCAGUUAUAAAACUAUGACUGAGUUUCUUAACAUCCAUUUUUUCAUGUAAUCUAUGAAUUAAGUAUAUUGUCUGUAGUAAAGGAAUCAUUGGACACUUAAAGAAAGUCUAGAUUGUUCCUUGAAGGUUAAGAUGACAUAGAUAUCUGUUACUUACAAACUGCACGAACAAAAACGUAAAUAUCUCUAAAGAUUUACUUACAAACUGCUAGAACAAAAAAAACGUAAAUAUCUCUAAAGAUUUACUUACAAACUGCUAGAACAAAAACGUAAAUAUCUCUAAAGAUUUACUUACAAACUGCACGAACAAAGAUGUAAAUAUCUCUAAAGAUUUACUUACAAACUGCUAGAACAAAGAUGUAAAUAUCUCUAAAGAUUUACUUACAAACUGCUAGAACAAAGAUGUAAAUAUCUCUAAAGAUUUACUUACAAACUGCUAGAACAAAGAUGUAAAUAUCUGUAAAGAUUUACUUACAAACUGCACGAACAAAAACGUAAAUAUCUCUAAAGAUUUACAUGUACUUACAAACUGCUAGAACAAAGAUGUAAAUAUCUCUAAAGAUUUACUUACAAACUGCAAGAACAAAGAUGUAAAUAUCUGUAAAGAUUUACAUACAUGUAUAAAGUACUAGAUGAACACCAGAAGGUUUUGAUAGCACACAAACCACGCAAAAGAUACAGGAGAGCUAGAAGGUUUGGAUUACACGAUGAUUAGAAUAGUCUCAUUGAUCUACACAGUUAUGUGCCAUAAAGGAAUAGACAAAAUGUACACGUAUGAUAAAUGAUUAUAUAAAUGAGAAUCAUUCAGUAUACUGUACUUUGACUUUAUUUUGCAAUGUUUGUCUUUUUACAUAACCUGUUUGAAUCGGUUGCUACAGUAGCAUGUCCUAUUGUUAGUGGUUUCUUAAAAGCGUUUUUAUUCAAAUGUGUUUUUCAUGGCAUUAAAGUGUUACUGAAAAAAUUACUGUUUAGUUACCUGGUAAUUCUUGUUACGAUAAAAUGUAUUUGGGUAAUUCUUUUUGACUGAAAAUAUAUCUAAAACAUAGAUAUGUGUAAUUCACAUGACAUUAGAUUAUAAUAUUCACGUCUCAAGUUCAAUUUUCAUCUGUAAUUUAUGAUUUCAUGAAACAACAUUCAUAAGGAUCUAUAAUAUUUCCAUUUCUUUACAAGUGUCAUGAAAUGAGUCACUUUAAAAAUAUAACAUUGAAAUAAUAUUAUGAUACAAUACCAAGAAUUUGUGUGAAUAUUUUUCAUUAAGUGUUCAUGAUCAACUUUUUGUCCUGAUAUGUCAGUAAUAUUCAAUACUAUAUGAUGUUAUGAUUGUUUUAAUUCUGGCAUCAGUAAGUGUUCAUAAGGUAAUCAAGGAAGUCGAGAAAGUGAUGUUAUCACUUUAUACAUAAUAAAUGCAAACAUCCUUCUGGUGAAUUUUUAUUACUAAAGAUAUAUAAUGUAUAUAUAUAAUAUAUAAUGUUCUAAUAAUAUCUGUGCUGUUUUUGUAUAAUAAUUUUGUAUCAUAAGGGUAUUUCUAAUUCUGUAAAAUGAGAAAAAACUUGUUUUGAGUGCCUUCCUUAACUACUGUUCUGCAUUUAGGAUACGCUUAAGUUUUUUUUUCAUUAAAUAUAUUUUCAUAGCAUAUAUACAUUGUAUGUACAAGUGUAUUGUUUGAGAUAAUUUCUUUUUUUUUUUAAAUGAUAUAUGCUUUGUAGUAAAUUUUGAUUUGCAGUGUACAAUGUGAUGUAUUUUACAAUGAUAAAGUUUGUACAUUUGUGUGUAUUUAGCAAUUUUUGUAAAACUGUACAAUAGUUUUGUAUUAAUUUCUGUCACCUGAGCCAAAUGCUCGUGGUGACCUAUUGUCAUCGCCUUUUGUCUGUCAUCUUCCAUCACAAUAAUUAUAAUAGUGUAAAUUAAUAUGGAUGGAAUUGCAAUGAAACUUAGUAUGCUGCCUUAAUCUGAUAUGCUCUUUGCUACAGUACUAUUGGAUGUUAUGAUCAUGAUAACUUGAAUAAAUAUAAAUGGAUUUUGAUGAACUUUGGUAUGUAGUUUUAUAUCAUUAAGAGGUCGGACAAGUUCAACAAUGCGACCGAUUCAAAGUAACUGACAGAGUUAUUGUCCUUAGCAGUUUUAUUACCACUGGACCUUGUGAGCAUAACUCGAGUAAAUAUGAAUGGAUUUUGAUAAAUUUGGUAUGCUGUGAGCUUUAUAUCAAAAACAUCUUGAACAGUUUCUACAUUGGGACAUAUCUGUUUGUAAGUUAUGGCAUAAUGCAGUUUAUGUCAAAAGUCAUGAUUAUUGACUACCCUAUAAAGAAUAUAUACCCCUACUUCAAGGUCACACCUGGGUAAAAUAUGUUAAAUCUUAGAUUAAAUGCAAAGAUCAACCAUCUGUAAACAUAUCAGAACUCAGGUGAUUGAUAAGGUCCAUGGACCUCUUGUUUAUAUCACGGAUGUGUGCAGUAUUACCUGUUUAUGUAUGUCUUGAUGGCAGCAGUUCUGUGAUUCAAAUUUGAAUGUUAAUGUUUCUACUGCUGAAAGAAAUACAUUUUUUUUCACAAGUAUGUUUAUAUUGGUAUGAGUAAGGUUUCAAACAUAAUAUCAUCAGGGCCACGUUCUAGUUCAACCUCAAGAUGUUGGAUAUCGUCCAGUUGUUUAAAUUUGAAUUAAUUUUGGUGUGGGGGCAAAAUAACAUUUUAGAAAGACCAAAUGUGAUAACUGUUAUCAGUAUAGGUGUUGGACAUCAGAACCAAAUCAUUUUUUCUGACUUUUAUAUUAUAGAUAUACAUGUAUAUAUACAAUUCAAGACUAAUACUUUUAAAGCAGAUGAUAUUAAAUAUGAGAACAAAUUUUAAUAUAUUAAUAUGUAUUUGUCACUUUCUGACAUGUCUAUUAUAUAGAUUCAUGGGAUGUAGUCUGUGAUUCACUUGCAGUGGUAAAUCGGGUUUCUGAAGUAAAUUAUUUAUAUCAAAUUCACAAUUUUUCUCUUUUUAUGCAUUCACAACUGUCAGCUGGAAAUACAUGUACAGUGUAUAUGAUAAUGUACUUACAUAGGCCUCUUCAUCACAUAACGGUCCCUGUCAAUAACAGUCUUGUUCCCAUUCAUUUCUUUCUUUUUCAACCUUUUCUACCUCCUCUAUGACGUGGUCCCGAAAAUCAACUUACACUCCUUGUUAACAUUCCUCAGGGUGAGUACUAUUUUUGGAAGGGUAGUCAAAUCUAAUAAUCUUUAAGCGGCAAAUGAAAUUUAAAGUUAUUAUUUAAUCCUGUCUGUGUUGGAAUUCAUACCCGACGUUUUUUGCUGAAAGAAAAUGUUAUGUGCUGUAGUAAUUUUCCAGUGUUAAGUGGUCCACAAAUGGUGUACAUAUCAUCAGAACUUUGCACAAAUUUCAAACUCGCAGUCCUUAGAAUACAUUUUUGUGCAAAGUCCUUGUUGUACAGAGCUUGGACAUUAGUGAAUAUAUUUUCCGUUUCAAAAUUGGUAAUAUUUGGCAAAAAGCCAUUUAGCCUUUUGUGUUCUUUCUUGAGUCAUCGUCUAUAAACUUUUAUCACUGCAAACUUUUCCAAAAUUCCUCAAAGGUAAUUUGACUUCACCACAACUUUUGUGUCUUUUAAACAAUGCUUUUCUUGUUGUCAAGUGAUGUCCUUAUUGUUACAGAGUGGUCUAGAUUUGUGAUUCGAUGUCCCUUGUUUGUGGACUUUUUAUAUCAUUGUGUAAAAGUUUAUGAUAAUGUAGUUGAUGGCUGUCCAUGGAUCGUUUCAAGAGUAAAUCUUAACGGACAAUAAUUCAUAAUCUAUUUUGUUUUCUUAUCAAUGUUUAUUUCUCUUAUAUUGAUCCUUAUAUUCCCAAGUUACUGUACAUAUUUCAUGUACAUGUAUUAUGAUUCCGAAGAUACUCGGAUCUUUAUCAGCUUACCAGAUUUUACCACAGACAUAGUGUAAUCAAGUUGUAUAAUUAUUGUUCUGGGCCCAGUUGUUCAAAAGGUGCUUAAAUUAAUCACAAUUUAACAACAAUUUUAAAAUCCUGAUAAAAUCAUUUCUAGUAAAACAAACUUGACAAAAUUUUAUGAAACUAUAACACUCCUUAGUAUCUACAGAGACAUAUAUACAGUAUAUCUGUAUAUAUGUCUCUGGUAUCUACACACAGAGGUUUUGAAGUUAAGGAGAAAUGAGAUUUUCACUGAUCAAGUGAUGAAGCUAAUCAACUUUUAAACAACUGGGUCCUGGUGAAGGGCAUCUUGAUCAACUAAAAUGAAGCCAAUGGGAAAAAGAAAAAAGAACCUAUUUCCAGUGUUGUGAUUUUAUGGAUGUUGUAAGAUGUGAUGGGACAACCAUUCAACAAUGGUACUUCAGUGUAAGUUACACUGUAUCAAAAAUGAAAGUCUUUAGAUAAACAAAUCGAAGGCUUACAUGUAAAUGGUCACAAUUUUGAUUUGUUAAGUUAGUUGUGUUUGUAUUUUUUUUUUUUUUUUUUUAUUUACACAACAUAUAUUGGAUCUCAACAAAGGUUUCAAACGUGGUUUACAGGAGGUGCAUGUGUCUGGGUAAUAAUUGAAGCAUGGCGUUGUACAAUCUAAUGUAUUUUCAAUAAGUCAAUGUAUUUCUAACAAACACGAUAUAUCAAAGACAUGUAAACAAGCUAAGCACUUAUAUAAAUUCCACUAGUCGGUAAUGCACCAACUUGUUUCCUUUUUUUGCAUGGGACAAUAUAAAUUCCACUAGUCGGUAAUGCACGAACUUGUUUCCUUUUUUUGCAUGGGACAACCUUUCAACAAUUUAUGGAUCAGUAAAUUAUUUAGACAUUUAUUCAUCUUAGGAUAUUUCUAUAUCGGGACACGAAUAAAACUUAUCUAUUUUAAUAGUUAAAGAGGCUUACCCGCAGACGGACCGGUAAACGGCACAUCUCCGAUCACUAAAUAAACCUCAGUACACGUUUCUAUGUGACAAAAUUAGAGGCUUUCCGACUUUAUUUCUUGAAAACAAUUACAGAAUAUGUAUUUAAAAGACGUUUUAAAACUCAACCUGAGAGGGAAAUGUAUGGAAUAUAAUGGCAAAUCUUCUUUGUAAAUCGCCACUGCCUUUGAAGUUAUCACUGUGCGGCACUGUGCACGUGCUUGAUUCUUUGAUGUGUCAAUCAAAUUAGACUCCACUUUAUAGCGGGGACUUAUUGCGGAUUGCGAUUAAAUAAAUAAUAUUUAAAAAAAAUUAGGUUUUAAUAUCACUUUUCAGCGUUUUAUAAGGAAAAUAAAAUGAAAAACUCAACAAUUCCAACAAUCUGUCAUGUGUAAAAAAUCUUUUUCUAUUAGCCAAUUUUUCUGAUCUCUCUGCGGGCAAGCCUCUUUAAGAGUAUACAUCCCUUUUAAUGUUUGUUUUCAUUUAUUGCUGGAUUAUUUACUUUAUGGACCCUAGUAUCACCGAUGAUCAAUGAAGUUUUAUUUUCAUUAAUCAGUACAUACAUGAACAUGUACUAUAUUUACAUUUUAAAAUUAAAUUCAAUAGUGCUGUUCAUCCGUGUCUUGUUCUAUAGCACAAGUAUACACAUAGGGACCAGCAUUGUGUAAAAAGUCAUGUGAAAAGGGUAUGUUUGUAUGAAAACCCAGUGGUCAUGUGAAAAGGGUAUGUUUGUAUGAAAACCCAGUGGUCAUGUGAAAAGGGUAUGUUUGUAUGAAAACCCAGUGGUCAUAUUUUAUAUCCAUGGCCUGAUAAUUGUUAUUACAUACGUGUUGUGUAUAUCAUUGUUUUGACAUUUUCUGUUUAUUUAAAUAUAUUAUAUAAGAGUUAAUGAUUUUUGUUAUCUAGAAAUUGUUAAAUGUUGUGUUCUAUUGUUAUAGAAGUAUAUAACGACUGUCUUCAUCUCAGUAAUGACACUGCGUGCGAUACCAUUUCUUUGUCAUCACACUACUCACAUUUAUUCUAUAUAUCAGUGUUAUAAUAUUGCAUGCUGGCAAUGGACACUGCUACAUAUACAGGACAACAUGACUAUAAUAAAUCAAAUUAAAAAGGAA
This is a messenger RNA of Pecten maximus, 7907 nucleotides long. RefSeq names its product protein SSUH2 homolog. The transcript has 13 exons. The record is from RefSeq and is a predicted model, not a curated record. Lineage: Eukaryota; Metazoa; Mollusca; Bivalvia; Pectinida; Pectinidae. The coding region runs from base 211 to 1815 and encodes 534 amino acids.